AUUUGAAUGGGUGGCAUCCGUCCUUUCAACUUUCAACUGUUAAGUGUCAUCACCUAACCCGACAACUUUUUAUACACGAUACAAACGGAUAUCUACAACGAAACCUUAUACAAGAAAGAGGUUCAAUAUACCGUUAUUAGCCCUGAAAGGGCCUCCUAUUCUCCCCGGAGUUCCUUCGCUUUCCCUCACACUUUAUAAGUCUCCAGCCUCAACGUCAAAAUGUCGGCGGUCAGUCGCAUUCGUGGCGCUUUCGCCGUACCUAGGAAGGGCGAGACGUUCGAGUUGCGAGCCGGCCUGGUAUCUCAAUAUGCGUGGGAGAGGAAAGAAUCAAUCCAGAAAACUAUUAUGGCUAUGACGUUAGGCAAAGAUGUCUCCCAACUAUUUCCAGAUGUCCUGAAGAAUAUCGCGACUGGUGACCUCGACCAAAAGAAGCUAGUCUACCUCUAUCUCAUGAACUAUGCGAAGUCCCAUCCCGACUUGUGUAUCCUCGCUGUCAACACGUUCGUCCAAGAUUCGGAAGACCCGAACCCUCUCAUACGAGCACUUGCUAUUAGGACAAUGGGCUGCAUCCGAGUAGAUAAGAUGGUGGACUACAUGGAAGAACCCCUGAGGAAAACACUACGAGACGAGUCACCAUACGUACGAAAAACAGCUGCUAUCUGUGUCGCGAAGCUCUUCGAUUUGAAUCCUUCCAUGUGUAUAGAAAACGGAUUUCUAGAGAUUCUCCAGGAGAUGAUCGGCGACCCCAAUCCCAUGGUUGUUGCGAAUUCGGUGCAAGCACUAUCAGAGAUAGCCGAGACGGCACCGGAGACGAGGGCAUUAGUUAUAACACCAGCGACACUCAAGAAGUUACUCAUGGCGCUCAAUGAGUGUACUGAAUGGGGUAGGGUGACGAUCCUUUCGACAUUGGCAGAUUAUCCACCCCAAGAUGUGAAGGAGUCGGAGCACAUCUGUGAAAGAGUAGCACCACAGUUCCAACAUGUCAACCCAAGCGUUGUGCUUGCUGCUGUCAAAGUAGUGUUUAUUCACAUGAGAUUAAUUAAUGGCGAUCUUGUGAGACAAUACCUGAAAAAGAUGGCACCUCCUCUAGUCACCCUCGUCGCAUCCGCCCCUGAAGUUCAAUAUGUCGCGCUACGGAACAUCGAUCUCCUUUUGCAAGCUAAGCCCGAUAUUCUUAGCAAGGAACUAAGAGUAUUUUUCUGCAAAUAUAACGAUCCUCCGUAUGUCAAACUUCAGAAACUCGAGAUCAUGGUGAGGAUAGCAAACGAGAAGAAUUAUGAACAACUACUGGCCGAGUUGAAGGAGUACGCCUUGGAAGUGGAUAUGGACUUUGUUCGAAGAGCUGUUAAGGCUAUCGGGCAAGUCGCGAUCAAGAUCGAGGGCGCAAGCGAAAAAUGCGUCAAUGCGCUACUAGACCUAAUUGCUACCAAGGUUAACUACGUGGUUCAAGAGGUUAUUGUCGUCAUCAAGGAUAUUCUCCGGAAGUAUCCCGGUUAUGAAGGGGUUAUCCCGACGCUCUGCAAUCACAUCGACGAACUCGAUGAACCUGAUGCACGGGGCUCACUGAUAUGGAUUGUCGGCGAAUACGCGGAAAAGAUCAAUAACGCGGAUGAGAUAUUGGCGAGCUUCGUGGAGGGGUUCAUGGAAGAGUUUACACAGACACAAUUACAGAUUUUGACGGCUGUUGUCAAGUUAUUUUUGAAAAAGCCAAGCAACAAUCAGGGAUUAGUGCAGAAGGUUCUACAAGCAGCGACGGCAGAGAAUGACAACCCGGAUAUUCGAGAUCGAGCAUAUGUCUAUUGGCGACUUCUGUCAGGAGAUCUCGAUGUUGCAAAGAAUAUCAUUCUAUCACCAAAGCCAGCCAUCACAACAACAAUGACAAGCUUGCCAGCAACCUUACUGGAGCAACUUCUUGGCGAACUAUCGACAUUAGCAUCAGUCUACCACAAGCCCCCCGAGUCGUUUGUUGGCAAAGGACGCUUUGGCGCCGACGAGAUCCAACGAGCAGCCAUCCAGGAACAGCGACAGAACGCAGCUGAGAACCCUAUCGCAGCAUCGGUCGGUGCUGCCCAAAACGGGCAGCAGUCACAGAACAACAUCGAAAAUCUCUUGGAUAUCGAUUUCGAUGGCGCAGCGCCAGCAUCGCAAGAGCAGAACUCGGCAUCUGCUACACCGGAGCGUGUAGCAAGCCCGGCUGCCGGAGCUCCGUCGGGCGGAAUGGCAGAUAUGAUGGGUCUCUUCGAUGCCCCAGCUCCUCAAAGCAGCGCUGCUGGUGCCAGCGGCGGCGGCGUCAACGAUAUCAUGAAUGGGUUUGGAGGGCUGGACUUGAGCGGAUCGAGCCAACCUCCGCCCGCAGGGGUGCAACUCGGUCAUGCGAGCGGAAGCGCAAGUACAGAACAGAAAACUUCUAACAAUGAGGAUCUACUAGGUCUCUUCUAGGCGAAACGAGACCAAAUGCCCCACCAAGCUGAGACAUCAAAUCCCUAGGCUAAUGGCGGUCGAGAGAAAGGAGAGGAUAACCUAUUGGAUCUACGAUAGAGUGAGCUGCGCAGGGUGUCGAAAUAUAUUGACGGUGCGUCUGUCUGUCAGGGGCAAAGGUUCC
Messenger RNA from Annulohypoxylon maeteangense, 2602 nucleotides. RefSeq names its product Adaptor protein complex beta subunit. Gene Ontology annotation, cellular component: membrane coat. The record is from RefSeq and is a predicted model, not a curated record. The transcript has 4 exons. Gene Ontology annotation, molecular function: clathrin binding. Gene Ontology annotation, biological process: vesicle-mediated transport; intracellular protein transport. Lineage: Eukaryota; Fungi; Ascomycota; Sordariomycetes; Xylariales; Hypoxylaceae. Bases 220 to 2439 code for a protein of 739 amino acids.